Phaeoacremonium minimum UCRPA7 is the source of this 258-nucleotide messenger RNA. RefSeq names its product putative ring finger domain protein. The record is from RefSeq and is a predicted model, not a curated record. The transcript has 2 exons. NCBI's taxonomy places the organism in Eukaryota, Fungi, Ascomycota, Sordariomycetes, Togniniales, Togniniaceae. The coding region runs from base 1 to 258 and encodes 85 amino acids.
AUGUCACCGUGGCAUUGGUGGAAUGUCCGUACGUCUCUUGGAGGUGGCCGUCGUGGAACUGGUCGAGAUCGGAUCGAGAGUAUUAGCUGGGCUAUUGUCGCCGUGGGAGUCAUCACGUUCAUCGGCGCUGUAUGGAAAGCUAUCAGUGUCCUCAGUGCUCGUGCUCUUGAAAAAGCCAGCGAGAGAGUAGUUGACGUCCAGGGGGACGACGAUGCCGAUGAGGAAGGCGAGGAGACUGAGACGAGAAAGGACAAAUGA